Staurois parvus is the source of this 499-nucleotide messenger RNA. NCBI's taxonomy places the organism in Eukaryota, Metazoa, Chordata, Amphibia, Anura, Ranidae. The record is from the annotation of a GenBank genome assembly.
AAAGCAGAUGAGGUUAGACUCCGCACUCUGGGGGAAACCUUUUCUGUGGAUGCUUGAGGCACCGCCAGACGGUUAUUAACAAAAGUACAGAAGAAUCCCGAGAUGCGGACACGUUUUCGGAGAUGACUGAGAUGCGGACCAGUACAGGAGUGACCAGAGAUGCGGACACAGUACGGGAGCCAGAGACUGCGGACACGUACAGGAGAUGACCAGAGACUGCGGACACAGUAAGGAGAUGACCAGAGACGGGGGGACACGUACAGGGGGACCAGAGAUGGGGACACAGUCGGGGUGCCCAGAGAUGCGGACACAGUACGGGGAUGACCGGGAGACUGGGGGCAUGUGCAGGGGUGACCGAGACUGCGGGAUAGUACAGGAGAUGCCCGGGGAGAAGCAGACGACAGAAAAGGGGAUGACCAGAGACGCAGGACAGUACGGGGAUGCCCAAAAAACUGCGAAGUACGGGGGAUGCCGAGAUGCGACAGUACAGGAGAUGCCC